Molecule: messenger RNA, 780 nt
Organism: Ambispora gerdemannii
Lineage: Eukaryota; Fungi; Glomeromycota; Glomeromycetes; Archaeosporales; Ambisporaceae
Source: the annotation of a GenBank genome assembly
AUGGAGAAUUCAAAUAAGCAAUUAUCAAGUAAAAUAAAGAACUUGAAGUUCAUGCAAAGAACUCGUUCAAAGGAAGAACGAGAGAAAGAAGAACAAGCUGAAAGAAAAGCUAUUUCUGAAGCUCAUUGGGUUAUUGAGACCGAGGAGACAGCAGCUUGGAAACCGAAGUUUGAGGUCGAAUAUGAACCAUCAUAUCUUCCAUUCAUUGAGAGUUCCAUUAGUCUUCGGCGGAAAUUUGUUUCGAAAUCAGCUACACCAGAUCUAAAUAACAUUUCAGAUUCAGAUAACGAUAUCAUCAGGUCAAUCAACAAAAUCACAAUUGAGCAGGAUUCUCCGACUACUUUUCGAAAUAGUCGACAAAUGACCAAAGAAGAACGAGCUAUCAGCCUUGAGAAAGCGCUCCAUGAAAGGCAUCUUGCUUUAGAGAAAAUUCGUUCAAAUCGUCAAUUGAAACCUCAAAAUAAACUAACACUAAAUAAUUCCUUAUCAUCGUCAUCAAUCAGUACUCCGAAUUCACGCAAAAAACGAAGAUACCACGAUAUUAUAUCACCCAACGAGUUUGGAAAUGAUGGCUAUUUGGACACACACACCCGUCACGAAGUGGAUGGCUCGCUGCCGAAAAAUAAAAAUCGUGAUCUUGUAUCUGAUUUUCUAAGCGAGCAAAAAUCUGUUUUAAGUGAUAAGGUCACAGUUGCGGGAGAAGAAAAGUCAAAGAAAAAGCGGCCCCGUAAUAGAAAAGGUAAAGAGAAAGAACCACUGUUUUUAAAGCCCGAAGAAUAA